GUCUUAAUAGCAUAAUUCUCUGCACCAUACAACCUUUAAGCCCACUUGUUAGACUUUUGUAAUUCAUAGGUGCGAUGUCCCUUCCAUGCGACACUGGCUCCGUUGAGCUGGCGACCUACAGGAGGUACAUUUCAGAGAAGUUAAAGGUGGGCGAGAGACUAGAUCAGCGCGGGAUGAGCGAUGUACGGCUUCCCAAGGUCUCGCGUAAUGUGGGCGCCACGCUCACAGGGAGUACAGGAAGUAAAGGCGGGGAUAGCUUGCUGUCUUCCGUCUUGUACACUGAUGACUACGGUACUAGUAUUAUAUCGGACGUGCACGCCGUGUUCGGCCCUCCGCAUACACAGACACCAGAUGAGGGCCGCUUCAAUGUUUCUGUAACGGCACCUUUUUUGAAGGAUAACGGCGGCUUUGCUUCAGCCGGUAAUCAGAGCAACACUGCUAUCACCAACGGCUUAGCAGAUUAUCCGCUUCGGCAGACAGAGGGCUAUGUGAGAAGUGUCCUAGAAUCUUGUUUAGACCUCCAUCAGCUGUGCGUGUACGUUAAUGAGGCAUGUUGGGUCCUAACCGUGAAUCUGACACUGCUAAACGUGGAUGGUACGUUGCGAGCCUCGGCGCUUCAUGCUGCAGUGGCCGCACUGUACAAUUUAACCUUACCACGGGCUCAGCUUCCUAAUGGCGAUGUGGUUGAACAAAGGAGUCUGCGCUUCUCUUGUGUGCCGGUUGCUUGCACCUUCGGCCUUCUCUCCAGAGAGCCUCUGAGCUUUCUGGUCGAUACGACUGCGAUAGAGGAGAUGGUUUGCGAGGGAGUCAUAACUGUGGCUGUGGAUGAGGCUGGCGGGUUAGUAGAUUUCUACCAGUUGUGUAGCUGCCCUCUACCUCCGCAGGUGCUUUUGUCUUUCCCUGAGGCGGCCUAUCGCUUGUCAGGGGGUAUUCGGGAGCGUUUAUUAGUUGACUGA
Messenger RNA from Phytomonas sp. EM1, 956 nucleotides. NCBI's taxonomy places the organism in Eukaryota, Euglenozoa, Kinetoplastea, Trypanosomatida, Trypanosomatidae. The record is from the annotation of a GenBank genome assembly.